Molecule: messenger RNA, 1014 nt
Organism: Arachis ipaensis
Lineage: Eukaryota; Viridiplantae; Streptophyta; Magnoliopsida; Fabales; Fabaceae
Source: RefSeq, a predicted model, not a curated record
AUGGAGGAAAACGCCAGGGUACGAGAACCAAGCUGGCGACCUGGGCACUCUCACCCGUCAAAGGAGAAGGAGAGGGAGUCCAAGAAAAAAGAAGAGGUCGGGACCAAAAGGCCCAGGAGAUACCACUCCUAUAGCCCUCUACGAGUUUCCCUGGUAGACAUCUAUAGGGAAAUUUGUCACACUGAAAGGCUAUCUCCCCCUCAGCCCAUCAAGAACAAGAAAGGGGGAAGUUGUAGCGAAUACUGUGAGUACCAUAAGCUAUAUGGGCACUCAACAAAUGAUUGUUACGACCUAAAAAAUGUGAUAGAAAAUUUGGCCAGGGAAGGUCGGCUUGACAGCUAUCUCACGAAAAGAUCGGAUCGUCAUGGCAAGAGGAACCGAGAUGAGGAGGAUCGAAGAGAUCUGCCACCACAGACCCCGAAAAGACAUAUACAUAUGAUCUCAGGAGGGUUUGCUGGAGGAGGUCUCAUAAAGUCAUCUCACAAGAGGUACCUAAACGAAGUCUACCAGGUCGGGGGCGAAUUGCCCGACCUCCCAACCAUCUCUUUCGACAAAGAAGAUGGGCAGGGCAUUGUUCCCAGACACAAUGAUCCGGUGGUGAUUACCAUGAUCCUCGCCAAUGCCCAUUUACACAGAACCCUGGUAGAUCAGGGGAGAUCGGCCGAUAUCCUGUUCAAACCAACAUUCGACAAGCUGAGAUUGGAUGAAAAGGAGUUAAGAGCAUACCCCGAUAUCCUAUACGGGCUGGAGGAGACGCCCAUAAAACCACUAGGAUUCAUACCCCUACAUACAACUUUUGGAAAGGGGAUGAAAUCCAAGACUCUAAGCAUCGACUUCAAAGUCGUUGAUGUGGGCUUAGCCUAUAACACCUUAAUAGGCAGAACAACCUUAAAUCGUCGUGGAGCAGUAGUAUCCACCCCCCCCCCUCCCCCACCUGUGCAUGAAGUUUCCAACACCAGAAGGAAUUGCAACCAUCAGGGGAGACCAAAAAUUGGCAAAGAAAUGAUACAAUGA